CGGAGCUAAACUCUUGAAGUGUGCUAACGUUAGCUUAGCCGUGGAUGAUGCUCUGUCCUGUCCUGAGGACGUAAAUAAAAUGCGUUAUCUGUCGCUUUAUGCUAAUAGAAUUUGAUAUCUUCACAGUUUCAUAUGGUACAGUGUAUUUAGAGGCUAAUGGCAAACAUAAACAGUUAGCUUAGCAUAGGUAAACAAGUAAGACGGGCAACUUGAAGUUAAUUCACCUCGUAAGCGACAGAUCAAUAAUGCUAGGUUGAUUUCGUAAACAUUGGCCAAAAUUAACGUCAACGUUAGUUAUUUGUUCGCCGUUGGCUAAUGCUUCUCUUUAACAUCAACAUCAGUUACGUGCCUGGCAGAUAAUUUGCAAGAAUGUUUAUUUACCUAAGCAAGAAGAUUGCUAUUCCGAACAGCAUACGUUUGAAAUGUGUGUCCUGGAACAAAGAUCAGGGUUUCAUUGCAUGUGGUGGCGAAGAAGGACUUCUUAAAGUUCUGAAACUGGAAACUCAAACAGAUGAUGCCAAAUUAAAAGGACUUGCUGCACCCAGUAACCUCUCAAUGAAUCAGACUCUUGAAGGACAUAGUGGUGCUGUGCAAGUUGUGACAUGGAAUGAACAGUACCAGAAACUAACAACCAGUGACCAGAAUGGCCUUAUCAUUGUUUGGAUGCUGUACAAAGGCUCUUGGUAUGAGGAGAUGAUAAACAACAGGAACAAAUCUGUAGUACGGAGUAUGAGCUGGAAUGCCGAUGGCCAGAAGAUCUGCAUUGUGUACGAGGAUGGGGCAGUCAUUGUGGGGUCAGUGGAUGGUAACAGAAUAUGGGGAAAAGAGCUAAAGGGAAUCCAGCUGGCACAUGUGGCCUGGUCUCCCGACAGCAAGAUCCUUCUGUUUGGGAUGGCCAAUGGAGAAAUACACAUAUACGAUAACCAGGGGAACUUCAUUGUAAAAAUGACUAUCAGCUGUUUAAUAAAUGUCACUGGAGCCAUCAGCAUAGCAGGCAUUCACUGGUAUCCUGGAACAGAGGGUUACAUUGAGCCUGAUUGUCCAUGUCUUGCUGUCAUCUUCGACAAUGGAAGAGGACAGAUAAUGCGCUAUGAGAAUGAUGAAAAUCCAGUCCUGCUUGAUACUCAAAUGAAUGUGGCCAGUAUCCAGUGGAACCACUAUGGCAGCGUGCUUGCUGUGGCUGGAUGUCAGAAGAACAUCUCCUUGGAUAAAGAAGUAAACACAGUCCAGUUCUACACUCCUUUUGGAGAGCAUUUGCGUACACUGAAAGUCCCUGGGAAACAGAUGACGGCGGUAUCCUGGGAAGGUGGAGGAUUGCGUAUUGGAUUGGCCGUUGACUCCUUUAUUUACUUUGCAAACAUCAGACCUGAUUACAAGUGGGGUUACUGUUCCAACACAGUUGUGUAUGCCUACACAAGGCCAGAUCGUUUAGAAUACAGCGUGGUUUUCUGGGACACCAAGAACAAUGAAAAGUUUGUGAAGUAUGUGAAGAGUCUCAUGUCCAUCACUACCUGUGGGGACUUCUGUAUCCUUGCCACCAAGGCAGAUGACAACCAGCCACAGCAGACUCUUUUAGUUUCUGCACCUGGAUUCCUGCCAGACAUUGAGAGGGAAAGAGAAAAGUUGAAGGGUUAUCAGAAUGCAAUGAAGAAAGGUCCAGUUUCUUCUUCAGUAGGGCAAGGAACUAGCAAUGGCAAGGAGGAUGCAGAACCAGAAUCAGGCAAUGCAACGUAUGUGUUGGUCCUUUGUAAUUCUAUCGGGACUCCUUUGGACUCCAAGUACAUCGAUAUUGAUCCACUGUUUGUCACCAUGACGAAAACGCAUGUGAUCGCUGCGUCUAAGGAAGCCUUCUACACCUGGCAGUAUCGUGUUGCUAAGAAACUCACAGCCUUAGAGAUCAAUCAAGUUGCCAAGACCAGGAAAGAGGGAAGAGAGAGGGUAUAUCAUAUUGACGACACUCCAACAGGGACUACAGAUGGCACCUUUGACUUUGCCAAAGCCUUUGCUUUUACAGACUUUCAGCCUUUAAUUUCAAAGGCAACGAGAGACCCCAUCUGCUGCAUCACAGCCACAGAUAAAACACUGAUUGUGGGUCGGGAAUCCGGCCUUAUUCAGAGGUAUUCCCUUCCCAAUGUCGGACUUCUGCAAAAAUACACUCUGAACUACAGGGCAUAUCAGCUCUCCCUCAACUGUAAUUCCAGUCGUCUGGCCAUAAUCGACAUUGCGGGAGUGUUGACAUUCCUUGACCUGGAGUCGCGGUCAUCUUCAGGGGAUGGCUUAGCGGGUGAGCAGGCAACAGCAGCAGCGGGAGAUCCAUCCAAGUUUGAGCGCAAGGACGUUUGGGACAUGAAGUGGGCCAAUGAUAACCCAGACCUUUUUGCCAUGAUGGAGAAGACUAGGAUGUAUGUGUUUAGGAACCUGGACCCUGAGGAGCCAAUUCAAACAUCUGGAUACAUAUGCAACUUUGAAGACCUGGAAAUCAAGUCUGUUCUUCUAGAUGAAAUUAUGAAGGAUCCUGAGCGACCAAACAAAGAUUAUCUAAUAAAUUUUGAGAUACGCUCGCUGAGAGACAGCCGAGCGCUGAUAGAGAAAGUGGGAAUUGAAGAUGCCUCCCAGUUCAUUGAGGACAACCCACAUCCCAGACUUUGGCGUCUGCUUGCUGAGGCAGCCCUUCAGAAGCUGGAUCUAAAGACUGCCGAGCAGGCAUUCGUCCGCUGCAAAGACUAUCAGGGCAUUGAGUUUGUGAAACGCCUCGGCAACCUGCAGAGUGAAUCAAUGAAGCAGGCUGAGGUGGUGGCCUACUUUGGCCGGUUUGAAGAGGCCGAGAGGAUGUACCUGGAUAUGGACCGCAGAGACCUGGCCAUCAGCCUGAGGAUGAAGCUGGGAGACUGGUUCAGGGUUCUGCAGCUUCUGAAGACCGGUUCUGGUGACGCUGAUGAUGCUCUGCUGGAGCAGGCCUACAAUGCCAUUGGGGACUACUUUGCAGACAGACAGAAGUGGGUAAAUGCUGUGCAGUACUAUCUGCAGGGCCGAAAUCAGGAGAGAUUGGCAGAGUGCUACUACAUGUUAGAGGACUAUGACGGCCUGGAGAGAUUAGCCAACUCUCUUCCUGAGAACCACAAACUGCUUCCAGAUAUAGGUCAGAUGUUUGUAACAGUCGGUAUGUGCGAGCAAGCUGUGAAUGCCUACCUCAAAUGCAGCCAGCCCAAGGCCGCAGUGGAAGCCUGUGUACACCUGAACCAGUGGAACAAAGCAGUUGAGCUGGCCAAGGAUCACAACAUGAAGGAGAUUGGACCUCUCUUGGCCAAGUAUGCCUCUCACCUCUUGGAGAAAAAUAAGAGACUGGAAGCAGUGGAGCUGUACCGGAAGGCUCACCAUUUCCUGGAUGCUGCUAGGCUCAUGUUUAAGAUAGCUGAUGAAGAGGCCAAGAAAAGAACCAGGCCCCUGAGGGUGAAGAAGCUGUACGUACUAGCAGCGUUGUUGGUGGAAAAUUACCAUGAGCAGAUGAAGACCUCACAGCAAAGCAAGGCCAAAGGAAAGAAGUCAGAGGCAACAUCAGCGUUGGCUGGACUUCUGGAGGAGGAUGCAUCCUCGACAGAUAACCGCAUUGUGGACAAUGCCUGGCGAGGUGCAGAAGCAUAUCACUUCUUUCUGCUGGCACAGAGGCAGCUCUAUGACGGAAAUGUAGACUCUGCCAUGAAGACAGCCCUGCACCUGCGUGACUAUGAGGACAUCAUCCCUGCUGUGGAGAUCUACUCGCUGCUGGCCAUCUGCUCAUCGGCCAAUCGGGCGUUUGGCACUUGCUCUCGGGCCUUCAUCAAGCUGGAGUCCCUGGAGAGCUUGAGCCCCGAGCACCGGCAGAGCUACGAGGAUCUGGCCCUGGAGAUCUUCACCAAGUACCCGCCCAAGGACAACCGCAAGUCAGAGCUAGACAGCAUCUCUGAAGGGGUGGAUGGAAAGCUCCCUACUUGCAUCGUGACAGGGCGCAUUAUCUCCGAGUACCAGUUCUGGAUGUGCAGUACUUGCAAGCACUGUGCCAUGGAGCAGGACAUUAGCAGACACAAUUUCUGCCCCCUGUGUCACAGCACCCUCACAUGAAGGCCAAGAGUUAGUUAGUUCCGACUAACUAUUACCCCAAGUUUGUCCUCCCUCUUUAUGUUUUGGGUUGUCUUGCUCAACUUAUGAUUUUUUUUUUGCUCAAAGGCAAGGGGCUGCUCUAAGACACUCGUAAAAGGUUAUGAAUCAUAAUGGUUUGUUAGUUUUGCUGAUGUAUUAUGUAUCAAACAGUUACAAUGGUUCAGACCUACAAAUGAAUAGAAAAGUGUUUCAACAUUCCAGGUCUGUAAUGCUAUGAAGUUAAAUAUUUCUUAAGUGGACUGUUGAAGAUGCAAGUUUAGUUAGUAAGCUGUUAAUUUAGUGCAUUUUGAAAUGCAUGAUGGAAAGGGAUUUUUGUACUCCAUAUGUCUCAUUCAUUACAUUCAUUAUGGCUUUAUACAUUUAAUGAGCAACAGAACACAGGCCUUUUUGGGGGACCAAAAUAUCAACAUUUCCUUAGGACACGAGUCAGCUUUAUUAACAUUUCAUUAGAAUACAACAGUGUGAGAUUACUGAAUUGCAUUUUCAGGAAAGCAUUUAGUACUUUAUAUAUUGGCAUUCAAAAAUGUAGUUGCCUGCUUUUUAAGUGUAUUGUGGGUUCAGCUGAAAACAGGAUGACAUUAUUUUUCAUGUUUUUCAUUUAUUUUUGUACACUUUUUCAUUCUAUAUUUUUGCAUUUUAUAUAUAAAGCCAUACUUAAGCAUAACAAACAUGUAUUGUACCCAUACAUUUGAUAACAUUGUGGUACCCAUGAUUAAUUAUUAGAUUAACUAUAUUUGUGAUGAAAUGAACUAUAUUUGUGAUGAAAAAUUAAAAAGUGAAUUACUCUGCUGAA
This is a messenger RNA of Alosa sapidissima (American shad), 4930 nucleotides long. It is a transcript of the gene wdr35, whose product is annotated as WD repeat domain 35. Gene Ontology annotation, biological process: intraciliary retrograde transport; protein localization to cilium; non-motile cilium assembly. NCBI's taxonomy places the organism in Eukaryota, Metazoa, Chordata, Actinopteri, Clupeiformes, Clupeidae. The transcript has 29 exons. The coding region runs from base 370 to 4098 and encodes 1242 amino acids. The record is from RefSeq and is a predicted model, not a curated record. Gene Ontology annotation, cellular component: intraciliary transport particle A; non-motile cilium. Gene Ontology annotation, molecular function: protein binding.